AAGAAACCUUUCAUCCAUUCAAACCAAGCAAGAAAAUGCACCCAUCUUCCCAUUUUCUCACCACCCAAUUCCUCCGCGCUUUCUCCUCUCUCUAUGUGACUCUUGACUUCAAGCUUCCAUCCUGAGGCGUCCAUCCUUCCCAUCCAACGCUCAAGCUAAGCUCUUAGAAAUUCCUGUUACAGCGACGAUGAAACAAUCUACUUCACAUCUCUUGGCUUCUUUCUUCCUUCUUUCCUUGUAUUUCUAUGUUAAUUGAUGCAUAAAUAAUUAUACUGAAACAAGGAAGAAAGAAAGUAAAACAGAGGAAGAGGAGGCUUAUGUUUGGGACAUGGAGAAGCAAUCAGUUGCAGCCACUUCGACCAACGGCCGGAAGAAAAACGAGUUUCUUAACAUGAUGAAGAGUGCUUUUUCUCUGAAUUCAUCGGCUCCAGACACUGGGAAGGGGCGAAGUAAAUCAUCAAGUAACAGAGUCUCACAUGGAUUCCACCUGGUGGAAGGAAAAUCCGGUCAUGACAUGGAAGAUUACCAUGUUGCAGAGUACAGGAGCAAAAAGAACCACGAGCUCGGAUUAUUUGCCAUCUUUGAUGGGCACCUUGGUGAUCGCGUUCCAAAUUAUCUGAAGAACAAUCUUUUCAAUAACAUACUUGAGGAGCCAAACUUCUGGAAAGACCCUGAGAAGGCGAUAAGGAAUGCCUACCGUUCUACUGAUAAAUAUAUUCUUGAAAAUUCUUCGAGAUUAGGGCCUGGUGGUUCAACAGCAGUUACAGCAAUUGUUAUUGAUGGUAAGGACUUAUGGGUAGCAAAUAUUGGUGACUCCAGAGCCGUCUUGUGCGAAAGGGGCUCUGCAAAUCAACUUACAGUUGACCAUGAACCAGAUAGUGAAAGGAGAAGGAUUGAGAAGCAGGGUGGUUUUGUGACAACUCUUCCUGGAGAUGUGCCUAGAGUUAAUGGCCAACUUGCUGUUGCACGUGCAUUUGGUGAUCAAAGCCUCAAGGCUCAUUUAAGUUCAGAACCUGAUGUAAGGCAUGUAGGCAUUGAUGAAACUAUGGGAUUUGUUAUUUUGGCAAGUGAUGGCUUAUGGAAGGUCAUGAAGAACCAGGAAGCAGUAGAUUUGGUGAAAUCUAUAAAAGAUCCUCAAGCAGCAGCAAAGCGGUUGACCACCGAAGCGUUGGCGAGGAAAAGUAAAGACGACAUAUCGUGUAUCGUCAUCCGCUUCAGAUGCUGAAAAGAAUGUGCUCGUUUGUGAUUUCUGUUAGUGUCAUUCCUUCUGAAUAUGAAUGGAGACUGGGAGGUUGUACCUGUAGAGAGAGCAGAAAUUUGUUGCAGAUGUUGUUGCAGACUUGCACUGUGACCAUAACAUAUCAGCUGGUGUUUGAGCAAUUAGAGAAAAGUGCGAACCACCCAUAUAUCAUCAAGGAGAGGAGAGAGUCCCCACCAUGAAUGGGUCUGUCUGGAGCCUAAUUUACAUAAUUUACAGAGCUAGCUAGUUCUUUCUUAUUGAUACUUGGAACAUGAAAGAUUUCUUUUGUACUGUAUGUAUAUAUUAUAUGUGGUCUAUUGGUAUUAUAACAUGGAAACCAUUCACUUUAUGUAGUCUUAUCUUUGUUGUUCUGUUUA
Molecule: messenger RNA, 1617 nt
Organism: Nelumbo nucifera (sacred lotus)
Lineage: Eukaryota; Viridiplantae; Streptophyta; Magnoliopsida; Proteales; Nelumbonaceae
Product: putative protein phosphatase 2C 44
Biological process (GO): protein dephosphorylation
Molecular function (GO): protein serine/threonine phosphatase activity
Source: RefSeq, a predicted model, not a curated record